Messenger RNA from Nipponia nippon (crested ibis), 816 nucleotides. RefSeq names its product cilia and flagella associated protein 107 (gene CFAP107). Gene Ontology annotation, biological process: flagellated sperm motility. Gene Ontology annotation, cellular component: axonemal microtubule. Lineage: Eukaryota; Metazoa; Chordata; Aves; Pelecaniformes; Threskiornithidae. The record is from RefSeq and is a predicted model, not a curated record.
AUGCAGCCUAGAACGUGGUUACCGGAACGACAGUCACCGCGGGGUUUUAGCACUGGACCGCUGAGUAAUCUUUCACCCACAAAACCUGAAGAACAGUUCCAACAACCAGGGAAGGCAGUGCUGGUGAGGCAAAGAAAUAUGUUUGCAUCGCAAAAAGAUGGACAGGAUUGUUGGAAAAUUGAACCCAAAUACUCUCCUAAAGUUCUCAUUGGAAACUGGCUGGAUGAGAGGAACAGGUUUACAAAAGACGCUGGGAAACUCGGCAGCAGCAUAUACAGAACAGACUUCAUUUGCUUCCCAGAUCACAAACCGGACCAAACACUAAGGAGAGCCAUGAUGGAGAAAUGUGAGGGCCUGCCAAUGCAACACUUCUUCACCCAUCAUGACGAACCACGAAGCCGAAAUUUAGUAUCGGAGUAUGACGAUAAAUACAAUAGACACGGUUACAACCCUGUGCUGCCUCCCUGCCACAGCUGGAAUGGACGCAAGUUUGCCUGGAUUCCUCAGAAAUCAGAUUUCCCCAUUCUUGAACCACCCACCAACUAUGGCCUUCUUGAUCACCUGAUGAAAAAAUGGCACAAGAAAGAAGCUGGAGUGAUGAAAAGUGUCUACACCGUUUCCUAUGGAAGCCCACUGAUUUCUGCUUUUGCUACUCGUCAGCUGAGACAACCAGCUAGAAUUCAUGGCCUCCCUUCCCACCAGGGACAUCUUCCCCAAAACGUUAAUAGAAUCCUGGACUACAAAGGGGCUCAGAAAUAUCUGCAAGCCAUCGGCCAACUGGUGAGAGACAGAAAAGCAACGGACGCCUCUGUGUAA